Messenger RNA from Nothobranchius furzeri (turquoise killifish), 4555 nucleotides. RefSeq names its product SEC24 homolog B, COPII coat complex component (gene sec24b). NCBI's taxonomy places the organism in Eukaryota, Metazoa, Chordata, Actinopteri, Cyprinodontiformes, Nothobranchiidae. Gene Ontology annotation, cellular component: endoplasmic reticulum exit site; COPII vesicle coat. Gene Ontology annotation, biological process: endoplasmic reticulum to Golgi vesicle-mediated transport; intracellular protein transport; COPII-coated vesicle cargo loading. The record is from RefSeq and is a predicted model, not a curated record. Gene Ontology annotation, molecular function: zinc ion binding; SNARE binding.
AUACACACUUGCAUAGCAACGCCGCAAGAGGGAGUGACAUGAACACAAGCAGGUGUCCGCUAAGCUGCUCAGCAUCCCGGACUGGAGGCUUCUGCUCUCAGCCGAGCGGACCUACCGGGCUGCCCGGGUCUCCGACCACCAGCAGCCUCCAUUUCGCCUAAGAGGCAAAGGCGAACCAGAGUUUGGGGACACUGACGAUCGUUUAUGUGUAUUCGCCCGUCUAUCUGCGGACUUAAAGACGGGAGGACAGGGCGAUGUCUGCGCCGGGUUACACCAACCUCAACAGCUCCGCCGGCUACAACCCGAACUCAACACCGAACGGUGGAGCUGCGCCACCCCGUCAGAAUGGUCCACUACAGAACUACCCAUCCAUGUACCCACCCACAGGCUACUACAGUGCCCCUCCUCAGCACCAAAGCUACCCCACUAUCCCUGGUCAGAACAUUUCAGCUCCCAGCAAAGCAAUCACAAACAGUGCCCACAGUAUCGACUACUACUGGAAUAACCAUCAACAGCAGCAGCAGCAGCACCUCCCACAACAUCAUGUAGCACCUUCUUACAGCACAGGCCCUCCUUCUCAACCUUAUGCCUCCAUCCCAUCUUCGGCACCCCCAUCUUCUAAUGCCCAGUACAUACAGCAGCCAUUCCAGCAGCAACAGCCGCCCUUUGCCCCUCCAGGUUCCUACUAUGGUCAGCAGUCAUACCAAGCCCCCCCAGCACAGCUUCAUCAGCAGCAGCAUUCCAGUCUGGCCUUAGCACCAGCUCCCAUCCACCCAAACGUUUCAUAUCUGUCUGCUCCUGGCAGCAGUCAGCAUGGGACCCUCAGUUCGUCUCAAAGCCCCUCCACACCUGGGGCCAUGACCACCCAGGUGGGAGCACCUUUACAUCAGUACAGCUCAACACCUCCGCCUUCCUCUACGGCUCUACAGCCCAGGUAUAACACGAGCGCACAUGCACAGAUUACGGCGACAGUCAAUGGGAAAGGAAGCACAGCUGGAGUCCAAAACAACAUCCACCCGUACUACGACCAAAGCCCUCCGGCCCCUGGCAGCUAUGAGUCCUACAGUGGGGGGGCACAAAGCAGUGGAGAUGUGGACCAGCCUCCCUCAGGGACCCCCACCGCUUCGGUCCAUUCCUCCCCCGGCCACCACCAAGGCAUGCAGUAUGGAUAUGUUGCUAAUAGUGGAGCUAGCUCAGCCUCUGCCGCCACAUCAGGCCCAGCAGAACCCCCUUUGUCAUCCAGCUCUGAUGAUGAUGAGGAGGAGGAUGAGGAUGAGGAAGCAGGCGGCGACACUUCCUCCUCCAGUACCGGCAGCGCUUCUCCGCUUCCCAACAACUACGAUUCCCUGGAAGGCGGCAGUUACCCAGAUUCCAUGCCUCCCUCCAAUGAUAUGACCAACCAAGCUCCGCCCUAUGGUAACUAUGGUUACCAUAACACACAGUCAACAUAUCAGCCAGGACUGGACACCCACGCUGACUCCCCCCCCUCCCAGAACCUGUACGGUCAGCCGGGUUACCAGCAGUACGCCCAGCCUUUCCCCAACUUCUCCCAGCUGUCUGCGGCCCUGGGGGGGCUAAGCGGGGUGCCGGAGCUGGAGGUGGAGGCCUUGAGGCCAGUCAACCUGCUGCAGGAGAGGAACCUGCUGCCCCCGAGGCCCUUGGAAGCCCCUGAACCCAACCUCAGCCCAGACCUGAAGAAGGUCAACUGUAGUCCACAAACUUUCAGAUGUACCCUGAGCAGCAUCCCACAAACACAGGCUUUACUCAACAAGGCCAGACUCCCGCUUGGCCUCCUCCUCCACCCAUUCAGAGAUCUACAGCAGUUACCCGUCAUCACUUCCAACACGAUUGUGCGCUGCCGCUCCUGUAGGACCUACAUCAACCCGUUUGUCACCUUUUUGGACCAACGCAGGUGGAAGUGCAACCUCUGCUAUCGGGUCAACGAUGUACCAGAUGAGUUCAUGUACAACCCAGUAACGAGGUCUUACGGUGAACCUCACAAGAGACCAGAAGUCCAAAAUUCCACCGUGGAGUUCAUCGCCUCUUCAGACUACAUGCUACGACCUCCGCAGCCCGCCGUCUACCUGUUCGUGCUCGACGUGUCUCACAACGCCGUGGAAGCAGGAUACCUGAAGUACUUCUGUGACGCUCUUCUUGAGAACCUGGAUAAGAUGCCCGGGGAUGCACGCACCAGAGUGGGUUUCCUCACCUUUGACAGCACCAUCCACUUCUACAACCUCCGGGAAGGACUGUCACAGCCACAGAUGCUGGUGGUGUCAGACAUUGAUGACAUCUUCAUACCAUCACAUGACAGUCUGAUGGUCAACCUGAAGGAGAGUAAAGAGCUGGUCAAGGAGCUGCUGACAUCACUUCCUGCCAUGUUCAGUCAGACCAGAGAGACGCACAGCGCCCUGGGUUCUGCCUUACAGGCGGCCUUUAAGCUCAUGUCGCCCACUGGCGGACGAGUCACGGUGUUCCAGACUCAGCUGCCAACCCUGGGAGCCGGGAAGCUACAGUCCAGAGAAGAUCCCAACCAGCGUUCCGGCACUAAGGGGGUGCAGCACCUGGGUCCUGCUACUGAUUUCUAUAAGAAACUUGCACUAGACUGCUCUGGACAGCAGAUAGGAGUGGACUUUUUCCUGCUCAGCUCCCAGUACUCUGACCUCGCUUCAUUAGCUUGUAUUUCCAAGUAUUCAGCAGGCAGUGUCUUCUACUACCCGUCCUUUCAUUACAUCCACAACCCGGCCCAGCUGGAGAAGUUCCAGAAGGAUCUCGACCGCUACCUCACCAGAAAGAUCGGCUUCGAGGCGGUCAUGAGAAUACGAUGCACUAAAGGUUUAUCCAUCCAUACGUUCCAUGGGAACUUCUUUGUGCGCUCCACCGACCUGCUGUCCCUGGCUAAUGUGAACCCGGACUCGGGCUUCGCUGUGCAGAUGUCCAUCGACAACUCUCUGGCAGACUCGUCUCUGGCCUGCUUCCAGGCUGCUCUGCUCUACACGUCCAGUAAAGGAAAAAGGCGCAUCAGAGUUCACACACUGUGUCUGCCGGUGGUCAGUCAGCUGACUGACGUUUACAUCGGAGCAGAUGUCCAAGCUGUCACAUGUCUGCUUGCCAACAUGGCCAUCGAUCGCUCCAUAUCCUCCAGCCUGUCUGAUGCCCGUGAUGCGCUGGUCAACGCUGUCGUGGACUUUGUGAGCGCCUAUAAGAGCAGCGUGUCGAACCUGCAGCAGUCUGGAUUGGUGGUUCCUGCUGUCAUGCGCCUCUUCCCCCUCUACAUCCUUGCUCUCCUCAAACAGAAAGCGCUGCGGACGGGCACCAGCACACGUCUGGAUGAGCGCGUCUUCGCCAUGUGUGAGUUUAAGACGCAGCCGCUGCAGCAGCUGAUGAGAAUGGUCCAUCCUGACCUCUACAGGCUGGACAACAUGUCUGACCAGGGGGCGCUCCAUCUGAACGACUCCAUCGUCCCUCAGCCUCAUCUGCUGCACCUUUCUGCUGAGCGGCUUAGCCGAGAUGGAGCUUUCCUCAUGGACUGCGGCAACGUGUUCUUUCUGUGGAUCGGCAAAAGCUGCAAUGAAAUGUUCAUCAGAGACGUUCUAGGCUGCCCCAGCUACGCCUCAAUACCCCCCAACAUGAGUCACAUUCCUGAGCUGCAGACUCCUCUGUCUGAGAGGCUUCGAGCAUUCCUUGACUGGCUGCAGGACAACCGAGCCUUCAGCGCCUCCAUCCACGUCGUCAAAGACGAUGCUUCGGCCAAAGCGACGUUCUUUCAGCACCUGGUGGAGGACCGGUGUGACUCCGCCUCCUCCUACUCUGAAUUCCUGCAGCACAUUCAGCAGCAGAUGUCCAAGUAGGCUCCUAACAUGCCGAUGGAAAACCCGCCACCACAAUUCUGACAACAGAGCGAGAAGCGACUCGGUCCUCAUGGAAUGGAAGCUAGCGUUAGUCAGUGAUGGGUCGCCGCCACCGGCCCUCCAGAAGAGUUUAGAGAGGAGAGUUUGGUCCCCGAUCCUCAGUCUCAUCACGUCCACUGCUGCGCCACCAUCGGAGGAGGAGGAGGUAGCUUUUAGGUGGUAAUAAAGAUUUAAAUGAAUGAAGAAUCUGGGAUUUUGUUACACAGAAACAGCCUCUCAGCCUCCAUCGAACCUGGAUCUUAUCUGAUCCGUCGCUACAGAGAAGAGAGGAGCCACGAGCCAAGAAGAUGCCACUUCACUGCGUUUAGUUUGUUUGUCUGAGUCAACUUGUGAGUUUUUGUCAUUUUGGGAGGAUAAAUGUUUUCUGUUUUUAUUUCUACAUUUUUAAGACACUGGAGAUCAGGAUCAAGAAUUGGGCAUGUGCUUUGAACAGAAACAAACAGCAUGUCUGGAUGUAAAACGCUGACUCGGGUCGGUUCGGCAGAGGUAACUCCUCAUCUGUUAUAAACUGUCACUUCUCUGCAAUCUUGUUUAUUUUUCCAGGUGCUGAAUAAAAUCUCUGUCCACUUUGUAACUACUGAAAAGAAUCUUUAAUGUGCGAUAAUUUAUGAACCAGCUUAUUAAAUAAAAACAAAAACAACUGA